CUUCAUCAGCUGAUGCUCCAGCCCAGUACAAAGCCUAGAGGGCCAGACGAGGGACAAGGACCAAAGAAUCGGACCUGACAAGUAUAGAACAUAAACCCCAUAAGGAACGUCUGGUUAAGAGAAGCAAGCACCCCAAAGGACCGUGACAAGAAGUAGACCUUAGUAGAUCAUGUUUGCAUUGAAGAGGUUUGUGGUGGCUCUGCUGACCCUAGGGAUUUGGGUUCAUCCAACGCUUGAACGGACACUGGAGCCAUCACCAGAAUGCAACUCUUUUGUCGAGUCCAGGUCCUCACAUCUCCUGUACACUGGGAACAGCUCUGUGGGGAAUGUCCCCAUUCUGGAGUACAAGGUCACAGAGUUGACCAGCUUUGACUCUGAGUUUGAGCUGCGUACUCUGGACCCUGAGGGGGUGAUAUUCUUUGGGGACAUCGGCGGGCAGCAGAACUACUUCCUGCUUGCUGUGAUCCAAGGGAACCUGAGCAUCCAGACGAGCCGUGGGGAUGGACAGGUCCUCGUCACCUCCGGGCCCAAGAUCAGUGACGGGGAGUGGAAGAAGAUUGCAGUGAUGAAACAUGAGGGAGCUGUGGCUGUACGCGUUGGCUCGGAGACAGCCGUCACAGUGCAGCAGUCUGCUGAGAGCCAGAGGGCCGAGAUAGGCAACGGAAUGCUGAGAAUCUCUAUCGGAGGCCUGCUCCCAGAUAGCGGAGUUACCUUGGGGCUGAACCCUCCUCUGGAUGGCUGCAUGCGGAGCUGGGACUGGGUCAGACAGGACUCCAGCAUCCUAGAGCGGACCCUGCAGGAUUCCAAGGUGCAAAGGUGCUGGGAACAUAUUGCCCCCGGGUCCUACUUUACUGGAGUCGGCUCUGUUGGUUUCAGCUCUCUAGCGUUGCUGGGAAACUCUUCAGCUGAGCUAGAUGGUGCAGACUGGACACUCUCUGUGGAGCUAGCUCUCAGAACGGUUUCAGCCAGAGGCUUUCUCUUUAUUCUGAUAGACACUCAGAACGACUACAUCCUCUCCUUGAAACUCAACCACCCUUCACAGGAACUGAUGCUGCGUUUGAGGGGGACUCUAUUCUGGUCGCGCAGCUACCCCCAGACCCUCUGCUCAGGUGAGAGUCAGUUCCUGCAGCUGCAGGUGAGGCCAGGCCAACUGGUGAUUGGCAUGGGUGUAACCAAGGCAACCAUGAGGUUGACGGAUGGGGACUACGAGCUCCUGAAGAGGGUGUUGAGCCAACCAGGGAGCAGGGUGUACCUGGGGGGCGGGCCAGGUCGCAGUUGUAAAUGAGAACUUGUUCUCAACUGGCCUACCUGGUUAAAUAAAGGUGAAUGACCAUAUGCUUCCAGGUCAUAUGGCAACAUAUAGACAACAAAAAUGGGUGACUACAUUCAGAUGUAAAACAUUUAAGAAAAAGCGUUCCUUCCUCCUUUAAAUUAUGAUUGCUUUUUAGGGAAAUUAAACUUGAAAUUCAAAGUUUCUCCGAUAUUGUGUAGGUUGUGUAGAUCCAGCUUGUCCCAAUAGAAGACGUCUGAGAUCUGAAAACAUAACUCACUAAAAGUACACUAUACGUGUUUGACACCCUAUUCCCUAUAUAUUGCACAACUUUUGGCCCAAGCGAUGAAGGACCUAGAGUAUGGGUUUCUUUAAGUGCUUGGAGGCGAGUCGCAUAACUGUUACUUGAUUGCACCGUUAAUGCUAUUAAUGAGACCGACUGGUGUUUAUACAGUAGAGUACAGUGAGUCCAUACAAGGUGUUCUGUAUCUAGCUGUGUUCCAGAGGAGUGGAGGUGAAGCCUCUGUUGAGGACAAAUACAGCAAGAGAUAAGAGUUGUGGAGAGGUGCAGAUGUAUCAAAUUACAGGCAAUUUCCCAGAUGAUAUGUCAUGAUGACUCCUAUGGACAUAUGGUGUCAAGAUGAAACAGUGUGAGCCGGUAGUGGUGUGAGCCGGUAGUGGUGUGAGCCGGUAGUGGUGUGAGCCGGUAGUGGUGUGAGCCGGUAGUGGUGUGAG
Messenger RNA from Oncorhynchus tshawytscha (Chinook salmon), 2005 nucleotides. Its product is annotated as vitamin K-dependent protein S. The transcript has 8 exons. The record is from RefSeq and is a predicted model, not a curated record. Bases 170 to 1285 code for a protein of 371 amino acids. Lineage: Eukaryota; Metazoa; Chordata; Actinopteri; Salmoniformes; Salmonidae.